UACAGGUUAGCGAGCCGGUGGCUAACGUUAGCAGACAGACACGUCCACAGUCAGUCCUGCUGCUGUAUAUUGGACACAUGUCGAACUGUGCUGGGAGAAAUGAUAGCUACGAGUCCACCUCCACACGCACACUAACUGAGCUCCCGGCCCAGCCAUGUUCGGCACAGAGUCCUCAUUAAGCAUGUUUCUCAACACCCUCACACCCAAGUUUUACGUGGCUCUGACGGGCACUUCCUCCCUCAUAUCAGGACUCAUAUUGAUCUUUGAGUGGUGGUAUUUCAGGAAAUAUGGAACGUCUUUCAUUGAGCAGGUCUCUGUAAGUCAUCUGCGCCCCCUGCUGGGUGGAGUGGACAGCAGCUCCCCCACUAACUCCAACACCAGUAAUGGGGAGGCUGACUCAAAUCGACAAAGUGUGUCCGAAUGUAAAGUAUGGAGAAAUCCUCUGAAUUUAUUUCGCGGAGCCGAGUAUAAUCGAUAUACGUGGGUAACCGGUCGAGAGCCACUGACGUACUAUGACAUGAACCUGUCGGCACAAGACCACCAGACCUUCUUCACCUGUGACUCGGAUCACCUCCGGCCUGCUGACGCCAUAAUGCAGAAGGCGUGGAGAGAGAGGAACCCACAGGCCCGUAUCUCUGCAGCACAUGAAGCUCUGGAGCUUGAAGAUUGUGCGACAGCAUAUAUCCUCCUGGCGGAGGAGGAGGCCACCACCAUCAUGGAGGCCGAACGUUUGUUUAAACAAGCACUAAAAGCUGGAGAGAGCUGCUACCGCCGCAGCCAGCAGCUCCAGCAUCAUGGUACACAGUAUGAAGCCCAGCACAGAAGAGACACCAAUGUGUUGGUGUAUAUAAAGAGAAGACUGGCCAUGUGCUCCAGAAAGCUCGGCAGAACACGGGAAGCAGUUAAAAUGAUGAGAGAUUUAAUGAAGGAGUUCCCUCUCCUCAGUAUGUUCAACAUCCAUGAGAACCUGCUGGAGUCACUACUAGAGCUCCAGAACUACGCUGACGUCCAGGCCGUUCUGGCCAAGUAUGACGAUAUUAGCUUACCCAAAUCUGCAACAAUAUGCUACACAGCAGCCUUGCUCAAAGCAAGGGCGGUAUCGGACAAGUUCUCUCCAGAGGCAGCGUCCAGACGAGGGCUGAGCACAGCAGAGAUGAAUGCAGUAGAAGCCAUCCACAGAGCGGUGGAGUUCAACCCUCAUGUCCCCAAAUAUCUGCUGGAGAUGAAGAGUUUGAUUCUUCCUCCAGAACACAUCUUGAAGCGAGGCGACAGUGAGGCCAUAGCCUACGCCUUCUUCCACUUGCAGCACUGGAAAAGGGUGGAGGGGGCGCUCAACCUACUGCACUGCACCUGGGAGGGCACAUUCAGAAUGAUCCCCUAUCCUCUAGAGAAGGGUCACCUGUUCUAUCCCUACCCCAUCUGCACAGAGACGGCCGACAGAGAGCUGUUACCCACAGUGUUUCACGAGGUGUCAGUCUACCCGAAGAAGGAGCUGCCCUUCUUCAUCCUCUUCACAGCCGGUCUCUGCUCCUUCACCGCCAUGCUAGCUCUGCUCACACACCAGUUCCCCGAGCUCAUGGGAGUGUUUGCUAAAGCUUUCCUCAGCACGCUGUUUGCUCCUCUGAACUUCAUCAUGGAGAAGGUGGAGAGCAUCCUGCCGUCCAGCCUCUGGCACCAACUCACCCGCAUCUGAUCUCGAGCCCCCCCCCGCCCCCCCUGGACCAAGACAUGGAAGCCGACCUCCAUCCAGACAGAAACAGCUGAACUGAAACCCAGAAUGCUGCAUUUGACUGGACUGACACAGCUCUGUGCCAAGGGUUCAAACCAAUCCGCGAACAGAAGAGGACAACGGGAGGAGGAGUUAAAAACGACAAGAAAACACAACAACAGAAUCCAGAAUCGGUUUUGACUUUAUUUGAUAUGUUUGCAUUUUUGGGGGUUUUCGAUCAUUUACAGCUGUUCUUUUGUUGUACAAAAAGAGGUGUUAAAUUGCCAUCAUUAAAAAAGUGAAAAGACAAAAAAUACAAUAAAGGACUUUUUGUGUA
This is a messenger RNA of Platichthys flesus (European flounder), 2045 nucleotides long. Its product is annotated as suppressor of tumorigenicity 7 protein homolog. NCBI's taxonomy places the organism in Eukaryota, Metazoa, Chordata, Actinopteri, Pleuronectiformes, Pleuronectidae. The transcript is spliced from 16 exons. The record is from RefSeq and is a predicted model, not a curated record. The coding region runs from base 155 to 1693 and encodes 512 amino acids.